Zerene cesonia (dogface butterfly) is the source of this 1521-nucleotide messenger RNA. RefSeq names its product suppressor APC domain-containing protein 2. The record is from RefSeq and is a predicted model, not a curated record. Lineage: Eukaryota; Metazoa; Arthropoda; Insecta; Lepidoptera; Pieridae. Bases 236 to 1489 code for a protein of 417 amino acids. The transcript is spliced from 3 exons.
GGCAAUCUUGUUUAGUCUGCAAAAUCACUCCCACAAUCCGGUGCCGGGCGCGGUAUCUUAAAUAAUACGUUUAAUUUUAAAAUUGUGUAAGAAAAUUCGAUAUUUAGUAUAUACACAUGUAUAGUUGGUAUUUGGUAUCCAUAAUAUUAUAUUAUUGAAUACUAUACAAUCAAUAACAAUAAGUGUUGAAGUGAGAAUAAGGAGGUGAAUCCAAAAAUUUAAUUGGAAUACAAACAUGGAAUCAUUACCCAAACAAUUCGUUUCAGCAAUGAGAACUUUAUUCGAUAUUAUGGAUGAUAAACGGACAGGGUAUGUUAAAUUAACAGACAUUGAAAACCGCUGGCGUGAUGAUCGUACUAAAGGUUUACCCCACGGCGUUAUUGAGAGCCUCCAAAAAGUUGCUUCACACGACGGCUUUUUAACAUUUGACAGUUUUUGUACUGGCCUUAAAAUAUGUCUCCUGCGUAAUCAAGUUCAGAACACUUCAAAACAAAUGGAAAUUGUAAGUGAAGAGGUCGAGGAUGUUAAUUUUCACUCGCAGACGAGUUCACAAGAUCAUCGACCUCCUUCAGCUCCAAUAAUAAUUGACUUGAAUAAUGCACAGAAUCGAGAAAGACAUUGGAAUGCCAUUAAAAAACCUGGUUCGCAACACCGUACACAUAGUAUGCCACAUUUAGCUGAAGAUAAAAGUUCGCAUGAGAAAUCACACCUAGGAACAUCACUUUUAUCCAGCCACGAAAUAAUUCAUAGAGGAUAUGGUCCUCCGAAACCACCCAGACUUGAAAAGAUAAUAGAUAACAAAGAUACUAUAAGAAUUUUAUCUGACACAGAAAAAAGUAAUAAUAGUAAAUUGGAAAUUGAAGAGAUAACUGAAUCAAUAGAAGUACAAGGUCGGGGUUUGGGAGACGGGCGUUCCGCAACUGGAUCACAAUCCUAUUUAAGUCGCACAUCUAGACGUAGAGAACCCCGUCGACACACCUUGCAUAACGGUGUCGACUAUAAUUUGUUAAAGAAGAUGAAACAAAUUGAACAAGAGAAGGAUAUCUUGCUACAAGGUUUAACUGCAGUAGAAGAAGCUCGCGAGUGGUACCUCAAACAGCUUGCAGAAGUGCAAGACAAAAUGCGAUACGCUGGGAGGAUGGGUGCUUAUGUGGAACCCUAUAAUGAGGCACACCAGGAGCGCUUAGAAUUACUACGGGCUCGAAUUUUAGAACUCAACCGGCAAUUAGGGGCACUAGCAACGGCGACUGGUUGGCGUCAUUGGCCCCUGUCAUUGCAUAUGAACUUGGCUUUACCUGCAACAAUAUUCAAUGCUACAUCGAAUACUGGCAGCAAUGCUUCAGUGUUGAGAUCGCAGAAUAGAAUGCUCGCUGAGGAGGUAAACAAGAAAAACAAAAGGAUAUCGGUAUUGGAAAGAGAGAAAUCUGCCCUCAUCAGAGAAUUAUUACUUCAAAGAAAUAGAACAAAAAUGAUUGAUAAUUUCAGUUAAAUCUUAACAUAAAUAGCACAGUAUUAAAUUUU